Messenger RNA from Trichoderma atroviride IMI 206040, 1740 nucleotides. RefSeq lists its product as uncharacterized. NCBI's taxonomy places the organism in Eukaryota, Fungi, Ascomycota, Sordariomycetes, Hypocreales, Hypocreaceae. Gene Ontology annotation, molecular function: ubiquitin ligase activator activity; protein binding; anaphase-promoting complex binding. Gene Ontology annotation, biological process: positive regulation of ubiquitin protein ligase activity; positive regulation of anaphase-promoting complex-dependent catabolic process; anaphase-promoting complex-dependent catabolic process. Gene Ontology annotation, cellular component: anaphase-promoting complex. The record is from RefSeq and is a predicted model, not a curated record.
AUGUCCACGCCCCCUCCUGUAUCAGAUCGCAGCCGGCUGGAAGAAAAACCAAAUGUAGAGAGCAACAGCGGCACGAUGCGACGAAUGCGAACCAGGGCACGGGCUAGCGAUGUCGCCCAUCCCGCGGCUUUCGAUGUAGACGCCGUCGACAGCGCCCUCUUGCGGGAACUGCAGCGCCCCCAGCGUGAAAGCACUAUCGAAGCAAGCCCUUCUCGCAAACGCCAGAGGAUCAACGUCGAUCGAUUCAUCCCGAAUCGCGCUGGCCAGGAUUUACAAGCCAGCUUUAGCCUUCUACAUGAAGAUGCUUCUCCAGCUACUCCCUCAAGACAUAAGAAGAGGACGCCACAAGGUGAACUUCACUUCCAGAAGACCGAGGAGGCUAAUCGCACAUUCUCAACGUUACUGCGUGCGGAGCUGUUUGAAGGAUCAGUGCCACAAGUCACUCCCUCUUUAUCACCAGACAGCAACCUGCCUGCUUCCUCACACAUCACUGCUCAGGAUGGCACACGAUCUCACACCCCUCCUAGCCACAGCUCUGCCCUAACUCUACCUUCCUCAUUGACCCCAUCAACCCCCCAUAAGAACCUCUUCUCAUACCUCUCGCCUCGUCAACACGGCCACCCUGUGGGCCAUCUCACCCCCUCAAAAACUCCCCAGAGUCGGCAUGGCCCGAAUCUGGACACGAGAGCAGAGAUCUACAGUUUAUCACCUGUGCGUCUUGGUAGCCAGCAGAUGCUCUUGAGCCCGCGCCGGCAACCUCGGGCAGUCAGCAAAGUCCCCUACAAAGUCCUCGAUGCCCCUGAGCUCGCAGACGAUUUCUACCUCAAUUUAGUUGACUGGGGAAGUGCAAAUGUUCUAGGGGUCGGGCUAGGGUCUAGCGUUUACAUGUGGAAUGCUCAGACCAGCAAGGUCAACAAGCUAUGUACCUUGGAGGAUGAUACCGUAACAAGCGUAUCAUGGAUACAAAAAGGCACACACCUCGCCAUCGGAACCGGAAAGGGCCUUGUCCAGAUUUGGGAUGCGGAAAAAGCUAGAAGAUUAAGAACCAUGACUGGACAUACAGCUCGCGUUGGAUCCUUGGCGUGGAAUUCGCAUAUUCUCACCUCUGGCUCUCGUGACCGGCUCAUUUACCACCGAGACGUCCGGGCACCAGACCAGUGGCUCAAAAAGCUUGUCGGCCAUAAGCAAGAGGUUUGUGGUCUGAAAUGGAAUUGUGAUGAUGGCCAGCUGGCCAGUGGUGGCAACGAUAACAAGCUCAUGGUCUGGGAUAAACUCUCAGACACACCUCUCUGGAAAUUCUCUGAACACAAUGCUGCCGUCAAGGCCAUUGCAUGGUCACCACACCAGCGAGGCCUGCUUGCUUCUGGCGGCGGUACAGCUGACCGCCGCAUCAUAUUCCACGACACCGUUAAAGGAACAGUUGUUAACGAAAUCGACACCGGAAGCCAAGUGUGCAAUCUCGCUUGGUCGAAAAACUCCAACGAGAUCGUCUCAACCCACGGUUAUAGCCAGAAUCAGAUUGUUGUGUGGAAGUACCCGUCCAUGACACAAGUGGCCAGCUUGACCGGACAUACAUACCGUGUUCUAUAUCUGGCAAUGAGCCCUGAUGGCCGCGUUAUCGUGACGGGAGCCGGCGACGAGACUCUGCGUUUCUGGUCCACAUUCGGUCGACGGCCAGGCAAUCGAGAAGAUGGUGAGACAGGAAGCGGUAAAUUCGCCGACUGGGGAAUCAUUCGAUAA